AUGAGCCAGCAAGACCAGCAAGCCUCUCGAAGCGCAUUGAGUUACUCCUCAACUCACCAAGCAUCGCCCACUCAAGCAUCGUAUACAGAUCAAGACACAAGCGAGCUUCUACGCAAGCUCCAAGAAACUACAAUUGCGGCUUUGAGGACAUCGAACAACACGAUGGACUCCCACGGCGGCGGCAGCUCGAAGGGCACCUCACCCGAUGACAAAGGCAAAGGCUACGACCAGUAUGCCAUCUUCGACGGCUUACUUCCUCGGAUAGAGACCAGAGGACAGAGCAAAAACUCGUCGAAGAAGAGCAGCGGCAAGAAGAAGGAAAGCAAGGGCUCUAGUCAACAGUACGUUUCCACGGCGGACAACCAACCGGCGGGUGCUGAUGGACCGAGUCAUAGUUGA
Messenger RNA from Colletotrichum abscissum, 399 nucleotides. RefSeq lists its product as uncharacterized. The transcript is spliced from 2 exons. Lineage: Eukaryota; Fungi; Ascomycota; Sordariomycetes; Glomerellales; Glomerellaceae. The coding region runs from base 1 to 399 and encodes 132 amino acids. The record is from RefSeq and is a predicted model, not a curated record.